Drosophila eugracilis is the source of this 2709-nucleotide messenger RNA. Its product is annotated as LIM and SH3 domain protein Lasp. Bases 691 to 2709 code for a protein of 672 amino acids. Gene Ontology annotation, cellular component: focal adhesion. Lineage: Eukaryota; Metazoa; Arthropoda; Insecta; Diptera; Drosophilidae. Gene Ontology annotation, molecular function: actin filament binding. The transcript is spliced from 7 exons. The record is from RefSeq and is a predicted model, not a curated record.
CUGCUGCGGUCACUCUAAACGAACGGAAUUGUUUUAUCGCGGAUUGUCGCGUUAUUUCGUUUGUGUCGCGCCUCAAUCAAAUUCACCUUAAAAAGUAAUAAACGAAAAGUAGAUUACGAUUUCUGGUCGGUGUUAUCAAAAAUAACGGGAUUAAAUCGAGACAUCACUAUCUCUUCCUCCUCUUUCCACUCUGCGCGCGUCGCUUUUUCUACCUGUAGCGCAGUCGCGACAGCUAAAAAUUAAUAAAAACCGAAAACGAAAAAGAAAAAGUGUAAAUUGGAUAACAAAACAAAAAAUAAUUAGAAAGAAAAAGUUUACGAUCGAUCGUCUGUUUUUUAUAUAACGACAACAACAAAGCAAACCAGUUAUUAAAUGUUUUGGUGAAUAGUGUGAAACAAAUUCUCGGCUCAUACACAUACAUUCCCAUAGUUCCUAUUCCGGUCCGAUCAGGUUCUUUAAAUCGCAGAUCAUAAGAAAAUCAAUACCCGCAACAAUAUGCAAAAUUAAGCCAAGAGGAGAGUGCUUUUCUGUUUAGAAAUCGUGGAGUGUGAAAAAGUGUAGCAGUACAAAAAAGGAAGGGAUUAUUAUAAAAGUUAACAAUAAUAUCCUGGUGUGUAAAUAAAAGUGCUUAUACAUACACACACUCAUAUACCAAGAAGUUACAAAACAAAGGAGGAAAAAAGCGGCAAGAUGAAUAAAACCUGUGCGCGAUGCCAAAAGGUGGUUUAUCCCAUCGAGGAGCUCAAGUGUCUGGAUAAAACAUGGCACAAAACGUGUUUCAAAUGCACAGAAUGCGGCAUGACGCUCAAUAUGAAAACCUACAAGGGCUACAACAAAAUGCCCUACUGCGAGGCACACAUCCCGAAGGCCAAGGCAACGGCCAUUGCCGAUACGCCCGAACUGAAGCGCAUCGCCGAGAACACGAAAAUCCAGUCGAAUGUUAAAUACCACGCGGACUUUGAGAAGGCCAAAGGCAAAUUUACACAGGUGGCCGAUGACCCGGAAACGCUGAGGAUCAAACAGAACACGAAGCACAUAUCGAAUGUGGCAUAUCACGGCGACCUGGAGAAGAAGGCGGCCAUGGAGAAGCAGCGAGGAUCCGCCGAGGUUUCCGACAGCAGCAAUGAAUCGGAAUAUUUCUCUGAGCAAUUGGCAGCUGAACAAUUCUCGCAAUAUGCACCCACAGCCUCACCCAUACCGCCAGCAGUGACAACACUACACCAGCAACAACAACAGCAGCUGCAACAGCAGCAGCAACAGCAGCAGCAAGCGCAAUACCAGCAACUGCAGCAGCAGCAGCAGCUGCAGCAACAACAGCAACACCAACACUAUCUGCAACAGCAGCAACAGACCCUGCCACCGCCACCCAUACAACAUCAGCAAUACAACACAGCGGCCAUCACGCCCACAUACCAACAACUCCAACAGCAACAACAUCAGCAACAGCAACAACAGCAGCAGCAACAGCAACAGCGAGCACAGCAGCAACUGCACGAUCCCUAUGCACACUAUCAGCAACCGCAGGCACUGCGCCAGCAACAACAGCAGCAACUGCUGCAACAGCAAGCCAUUAAACAAGCCUCACAUCUGUAUCCCACAGCAACACCCCAGCAGCAUCAGCAGCAGCAGCAACAGAUGCCGCCACCUCAAUCGCCGGUGAAUCCGCAGCAACAGGCGCUCAACAGUUACAAUGAGAUGCGCUCGGCCAUACUCCAGAAUUCUCAUCAUCCCAGCGGCAAUUCCGAGGAUCAGUACGACCAGCCACAGCAGCAGCAACAUCAGCCGCAACAGCGCAUCAGCAACAACACGCUGGUGGCUGCCCCACAGCAGCAGCAAUCGCACCACAGUCUGAUAAACAACAAUUCAACCAACGGCGGAAUUUUGCACAACAACCACAGUAACGUCAACAAUAAUGGACAUGGAUCCCAAAGUCAAAUGUUGCCGCCACAAAUGAGACGUUCGGCGGCCAGUGUCGCCUACGAUGGCAACAACAAGCAACAAGUUGCAACCGCAGGAGGAGUGGCAGCCGGGCCAGGAAUCGCUCAAAAUCAUCUGCAGCAGUUGUACGCGUCGCCUAAUUAUGCCGCUGUUACACCUUCGGAAAAUUCUAUAAACGUAAAGCACCACAGCAGCAAUGGCCAUGUGCCAAACCAGCAGCAACAUGUGGCAGGAGGCAGCAAUAUCGGAAAGAUAGCGGACUACGAUCCGCUGACGGAUGGUCCAAGGGUGGUGCCCAAUGCCGGCAGGUCCAGCACUACACUGGUCUACAGCUCCGAGCCGCGGGCCAUUCAAGGUGGCAACAGUGUGUAUCCCAAGAGGAUUGGUUCCGUUUCCGAUAUUGAUCCGGCCAAUGGCAUUUAUGGAUCGCUUAGCGCCGCCGAGCAGGCUCUCCAGCAGCAGAAGCACCAGCAGUACUACCAACAGGUGCAGAUGAUGCAGCAGCAGGAGCACCCGCCGCAGCAGCAGAUGCGCCAGCAGCCAUCUUACUCCUCUCUGCAGGAGAAACAAUCGCGCCAGAGCUCAGCAUUGCGCGUCUAUCGAGCCAUAUACGACUACGAGGCGCAGGACGUCGACGAGGUCAGCUUCCGGGAGGGUGACGUCAUCUUUGAGGUGGAGUCUAUCGAUUCCGGCUGGAUGACCGGUCGGGUAGAGCGUACCGGUAAGACCGGAAUGCUGCCUGCCAACUAUGUGGAACAGGCGGUUAUAUAA